UUUUCUUCUCGACUCGUUUGCAGAAGCAGAGCUCUGUACAUAGCUUGGUCGAUGAGCGUUGUUGUCGAAUUCAUUCUUCGUGAGAGCUGUCGCUUGUCGAUGUCUUGUGUCGUUGUAGACUUUUUCGUGGUCGUUUUGUCGUCGUUGUGUCGGUGCCGCGAUCGUUCUUUAUCGGAAACUUCAUCACUUUCACCUAUCCCUCUGUGGACGACACUGCGAUUCGAAAGACAAAGACUACGAGCCCCCUUCCGUGGGGAGUGCUGCGAAAAUGUAUCGCGGCGAAACAAGAUGAGGCCUAGGGUGGAGGUCGAUAUUUUUGAGGCAGUUGUUUCCGUACUGCACUGAUAUUUACACCACGACUUCGCCCGGAGGAGAAUCUAGGUAAGGACAUUUCCUGAUCAGCUCGUCGCGCGUUUGUCUCUCGAACCUUCGCGAUCCAGCUCCGGGGCCGGGAAACAAAAGCAGAGUUCUUUGAGUCACCAGGCCCGAAUCUGAGCUGCAGCGCAGAAAUUCAGGGAGAGUUGGUUGCACGACUGAGAAGUGGAAAUCAGUGAAGCGCGCUUUCUCGGUUUCUCGUAGCGGAAGCAGAGAGCAGGAGUAAGUAGCAUUUCUUGACCCGCGCGAUCUGCUGCUCAGGAACGCAGGGAGAUUCCAGUCGAUCAGUAAGUGUGGGUCUGGCUGUAAAAAUACAUACCGAUUGUUUUGGCAGCCGGAAAGACCGAUUCUUUGUUGAGCAAACGAGCGGGUCCGCGACACCAGUACGAACUUCUUGUUGAAUCGUGGAACUAGGGAACAAGAAGAAGCGCGACCUACUUCACCCGGCAAUAACGGAGUGUAGGUUUGCUUCCCAAAAAGGAGACCCAGUCUUCGUCUGCGUUGCUACCUGAAACGAGACACGCCGCCCUGAUUCAGAAGGUCAUUGCGCUUUCUGGGUAUCAAGAUUUGCCGCUCACAUCAGAGAUCGACUACGCGAUCACCACAAUCCCGAACGGAGAUUUUUUUCAAGUUUUUUCUAACGCUUCGCGUUCUUGGAAGCGGGACGAGCAAGCUGCAGUGAGCGCAGGAUCAACCUGUUCUUCUAGAAGUAGCUGUGGGCUUAGAAGAAAGUCGUACUUUCGUAUUAAGAAACGCGGAGGAGCGCAGUCGGUCUAACCGACCUGGCCAGCCUUGGCGAAUUUUCAAGCUAGGCGUGUCUGCCUGUACAUCGCCGGAAUCCAGCAGUAGAGGCAGCAUCUUCUAAGGAUCGCAACAAGACUGCUAAACGCGUACUACUAGCUGACACAUCUUCAACUCGGAGCCCGUUUUUCUUGCAACCGUGCGGCAAGAUGAACAAGGGCAGGAAGAAGGAUGACUUCGAACCCGCCGUGCCGGCGGAUGCGUUCGACCAGCUGUCUAUCAAAUGCAAAAAUGUCUGGGUCUGGAAGAAUGCAUGUUUGUCAUGCUUGUCUGGCAUGACUCUUAAAUCUGUCAUGCACGUUACCCAAGAGCUCCGCUUUUCUGGAUGCAGGAACGCAGUUUGUCAUGCAGAAUAGGCAACACCUAGACGCUCAGAAACUUGUCAUGCUGAGCCAGCAUUUGUGGCCUCAUCAUGAGACGCCACCCAGCAUCACAAGUUUCCAGACCCAGACAUUUUUAUAUUUGAUACUGUCCCGGGAUUUCCAGGAGGUCAUGGAGGAGCUCACGGGCGAGGAAACUAUCAAAAGGAAAAAUCCCCCCACCCCAUAUCGAAAUGGAAAUCUGUGAUGCGGGAUUUGUGUACACAAAUUGGCUUUCUAUUGCAGGAAGGCAUCGCGGCCAGAUCCCCAGGCUAGGUAGGGCCGUAUCGGUCUAGUUGUUCAGCAUGGCAAACGGCUGCUCUUUAGGCCCAGCAGCAUGACAAAUCGCCUCUGUAAAGGGGGCGAAGCUUUUGCCCUUGUCUUCUUGCAAGACAGAUGCGAUUUGUGACCUGAAAUCAGCAACGAAAUUUUCGGAAACAUGCCUUUUCGAUAUGGGGAGGGGGGAUUUUUCCUUACAAUAGAAACCCUGGAAUCUUUUCGCGUGGAAUACGAGAAGCUCCACGGAGCCUUGGCCACCAGUCACGAAUCAGAAAAGAAGCUCAUCACCAAGUGCAAGGCACUGAACCAAGAAAUUGUGCAAAACGCCGUGAAGGUAGAUUUUUUGGAGAAGGAGCUGCUUUGUCGCGGUGCAUUUCGUUGUCGUGUUAAAGUUUGCAUUUUGAUUCUUGCCGGAACGGUAUAGAACAGCACGAAGAAAAUGAAAAAGCUGACGGAAGUAGGCAUUUCUUUAUCUUUGUACUCCUGUUUCAUCAGGUACAAACCGCUCUGAAGCUUUCUUACGAGGACCAGCAGAGAAUAGCAGCACUAAAAAAGGAGGUCGAGCGCGCAUGGCGAAUGGUGGAGACCAGCCACGAGAAAGAACAGCGAGCCUCGGACUCAAUCACCGUUUUGAAGACCGAGGCGGACAACUUGACAAAGAUAGUGGAGCAAGGUAAGAUGAGUGUAGUUAAAUGCUCUUUUCCAGCUGAAGAUGCAGCGAACUGCGUUGAACCCUCGUCGACGUUUACAAAACCAAACUCAUUCAUCUACAGGUGCUGGAAAAAGCGUCAACCAGGAGCAGAUGGUAAUACAGCUCAGCCAAGAGAAAGUGGACUUCAGCAAGACCCGUGAUUUGCUCCAGACUCAAGUCAACAACCUUGCAGCAGCAAAAACUGAGUUCGAGGUAUAGCGAAAUUCUCAUGGCGAUCGUGAUUGAAAAAAGGAAAUUCCCAUUGCGCAAAAGGAAAAUGUAAAUGAGCAAGCGUGAAAAAAAAACUCAGGCACAAAAGCAAAAAUCUUCAACAGGAAAAAACGGAGCGAGCGCAGCUGGAGCUGCAAAAUCAAGCCUCCGAGGUGGUGCGACUACAGCAGGAAAUGGCAAGAAGGAAGACGCAGGGCGAGGAUUCACAAAAACGAAAAGCAGAGCUUAAUGAAGAACUCACGGUAUGAAAAUAAAAUAGAAAUUUAGUGCAUUUUCGAGACAGGCAUUAGCUUUACAUCGAGGCUGCUUGCGGUCCUUGCGUCAGUUGCUUGCCUCCUAUCGUAUGAAGAAAGCGGAAACCUUCAAACAAUCGAAAACAGUCCGUCCGCCUAAAAAUAGACGACAUGACGAAGGAGGUUAAUCAGAACAAAAUUAGUCUGGACGAACAGAAAGCCGUCAUGCGCGAGCUCGAGCAAAAAGUAAAGGCUGAAACGGAGCAAGUUGCCGAAGGUAGUGACAAUGAGUUAAUUAUUGCUCUCGCUAGUAGUUUUGGACAGUUACAGUUUAUUAACGCUCAUCGCACUUGCAAUGGUGAAAACGAAUCCAUGCUUCCUCGUAGUGAAAAUUUUUCCCUUGCGGACAUAAAUCACAGGCUACAGCCGGCAAAACAAGCUUGAGGACGACAUCAAGAAGAGGAAGAAGCUGACCACCGAGGAACAGGCCAUGAAGUCGAAGCUCGGUGAGGAGCAGGCCGGCUUCGAACAAAAAAUAGAUGAGUUGAACAAGGAGAGGGCGUAUUUUCGAAGGCAAAAAAAGCUUGCGGACGACGAAUCCAAGGAGAUCGAGGAGUUCAGGCACAAUCUCGCAGAAGACAGUAAGUAGCACUUUUGCUUUUGAUGAAGAAGUGCACUUUGAUCUGAAUUCGUCUGAAUGAUAAUCAUGCAGGUUUUCUAGUUCUAUCACAUAUGUAAUGCUUCGCCAUUUUUUUCUUCCGACAAAAACAAAACAGAGAAGGUCGAGGAAGGGAUAAUAGCAGAGUUGAAAGCGGAGGUGGCUAGUCUGAAAGCCGAGGCCACCGACUGCCGAAAACAGGCCGACACCGACCAGAAAUAUACCAACGAGAUCACCCGGGAGCGCGAUCUCCUGACGAAAAAUGUCGCGAGCGGGGACGAUCGGGGUAAGAAACAAGCGGAGAUGGUCGCGGGGCACGAAAGGCAGGCAGAGGAGCUCGAGAAAGAAGUUUUGCGGUGGAAGCUCACCACGCAGAACACGAACAGCAGAAUAGAGAGUCUGGAGGCCAUGAAGGAUAAAUACCAGCGGGAGUUGACAGAAGCCUAUCAAAAGUAGUUUUAUUUCGCUUGUUUUUUUUUUCGUGAAUCACAAUCUUCACUUCACUACAGGCGGGUAAAGGUGGCAUGCGGAAGAGCCCCUACUCUCUCGCCUGGGCGGUAGGUGUAGAGCUGGUUGUCGGUUGAACACAGUACAACUUCCAACACCAAUCAGGUUCAACCAAGGCCAGGAGAGCCUGCAAUCAAGAGAGGAAACCGUCGCCGACUUAAACAAGCAGCUCGCGGACAUCAAGCAAAAACUGCACCAACAGAAGAAUCUCUACGAGGCGGUGCGGACGGAUCGAAACCUUUACUCAAAAAAUCUCGCCGAGGUAAACUGCGAUACUGUGUUUAGUGUCCUCUUCGUUGUAUGGAAAUGUACGACUAUGAGAUACUUAGGUUUAUCGGUUAUGGUUGACAUCAAUUUUUCCUUUUACCAAAAUCGACAGGCGCAAGAGGAGAUAGGCACUAUGAAGGAGCGGUUCAGGACGAUGCACCACCAGAUAGAAAACUUGCGAGACGAGAUCCGCAACCGGGACUCGGACCUUAUCAAGAAGCACUGCGACCACGUCAAAGUAUCGAAGGAGAUGGACCGCGUGGUAGAUCACCUCGACAAAACGAGGAAAAGGCAAAACCAGCUGCAGCACGUAUUUCUUGAAGAACUUUUUUUUGAUCAUUCUAAAGACGCGCAUUUCGUUCAGCGAAAUGCUACUUUUGGUUCAUCCCGGCGACCACGGUAGUGGCAAACGUCGCAGCCAUAGAUAUCGGAACAAACGCGAAAACAACCACAGAUAACCGAGCUACAGCACCGCGAGAUGAAGAAGAUAGAGAGCACCAUCGCGGGCGCGGAGUUCGAGCGGCUCGCGCAGCGGAAGGAGCUCACCGCGGUGUCCGGACAGCGGAACAUCCUCGCCACGCAACUGAUCAAGCGCAACGACGAGCUGAACCUGUUGUACGAGAAGAUUAAGAUCCAGCAGUCUACUUUGAAGAAGGGCGAAGCGCACUUCAAGAAGAAGCAGGACGAGCAGACGCGGCUGCGGACCAUGAUUAAGCAGCUGGAGGGCAAGAUCCACGGUGCGGGGAACGGCGGUGUGGACAAAUAUGAAGAAUUGAAGAAAGAGAUGAACGCCCUGGAAAGAGAAGUGUUCGCGGAGAAGCACAAGGUGAAGGCACUCGCGGAGGAGCUGGAGAACCCCAUGAACGUGCACAGGUGGCGGAAGUUGGAGGGCAGCGACCCGCAAAUUUACUCGCUGAUCAACAAGAUAAAGACCCUGCAGCAGCGGAUAAUCCAGAAAACCGAGCUGGUAGUGGAAAAGGGCGAGACGCUGGAGCGAAAAGAAAAGACGUACCAGGAUCUACGGAAAAUGCUCGCGAGGCAACCGGGGCCAGAAAUCACGGACAGCUUAGCGCUGUACCAGGAACACGUCAGGAAGAAAAAAGCGCAGUGCGAGAAGAUGACCGGUAAGGAUUUUUGUUAUCGUGAGGACAUUGAUUUAUUUCGAAAUGUGUUUGGCAGAGAUUCAGAUUGAGAAAAGCACAGGGCGCACUAAAGAACGCUACCUACAAGUACGAAUAUAGAAAAUCUGAAUAAUCAAUCUUUCAGGUGAAUUGCAAGUGUACACGGCGAAAGUCGGAGAGCUGAAGGAGGAGUUGCAGAGACUGCACCGUGCUAACGUGGACGUUCGGAAGAAGCUCUAUGAACAGCGGAAGAAGGAAAAGACGGUGGAGAAGAAGGUCAUCCACACUCUCCUUCCGCAAUUACCGAGGUUCACCGGCGGUGGCUUCAAUCUUUCACUGUAAUCAAUGGUGUUGUAGCUGCGCCAUUUGCCUAUGCACAUGCUACGCAAUACGUGACAGCCCAGAGCAGCGGUCCUGUUUUGUGCCGUCGCCAACGGUAUCUGACUAAGCUGCUGCGUGUCAUGAAAAUUAGCUUUACGCUGUGAGAAUCCGAAUUUAUGCUUGACAAAUCGAAAAGAACGGAGGUAUUUGAUUGAUCCGAAUUUAUGUAGCUUGACAAAUCGAAACAAGAAAUCCGAAGAAAAAGUUUGUUUUUGCUUGACAGUCCGACAAUGCUAGUUCACUCAAUCAUAAUGGCUAGCACUGGUUGCGCAAUUGAUUAGUUGACAAAUUUAGCGAGCCCAAGACGGCAAAACUCAAAGAGCCUGUGCAUGAUUCCGAUGUAACGGGGCUUGCCGUCUUGGAUGAGUGUUGCUGUGAGUAAUUCGCAGUCGCAGAAAUAUUUAUAAAAUGAAAAUGUGAAAGAACAGACCGAACGCAUUUUUUUGUACAAAACCCAAAUGAAAGUGAAAGAAUCUAU
This is a messenger RNA of Amoebophrya sp. A120, 6381 nucleotides long. Lineage: Eukaryota; Dinophyceae; Syndiniales; Amoebophryaceae. The record is from the annotation of a GenBank genome assembly.